Messenger RNA from Populus nigra (black poplar), 1257 nucleotides. RefSeq lists its product as uncharacterized. The record is from RefSeq and is a predicted model, not a curated record. Lineage: Eukaryota; Viridiplantae; Streptophyta; Magnoliopsida; Malpighiales; Salicaceae. The transcript has 7 exons. Bases 104 to 1027 code for a protein of 307 amino acids.
UAAACAUGUCUCAGAUUAACCCGCUGGUCCGGUCCGGGUUUUACAACAGUGGCUAUAAGCCCCUUCAAAAACCCACCAAUCUUUCUGCGUCUCGGUGAGCAAGAUGAAGGCAACAGCUUUACACAAUCUCCUCUCCUCACCACCUCCAAAAAUCAACCAUCUCCUCCCCCCUCACCAACACCAACUGCCACAUGCUAGCUUCACAAUCUCCAAGGGUCCACUGUUCUCCUUCUUUUCUUCUAGUGGUGCAAUCAGAGCCGUUGAGAGAAGACGCUUGUCAUCCAUCUGGGAUGAGAAGCCAUAUGAGUUACUAGAAGAAGAUGUUGUCACAUUUCUUGACCCACCUAAGGAGCUUAUCCCUCUUGACCCUGACACUUACAAUCCAGCUGCUUACCUCUGGAGUAAAAUUGAAGAUAUACCAGAAGAAAGGCGUCUUAGAUUGCUGUCUCUGAUAAAACAACCUAGGCUAAUAUCAAGAUCUUGGGAGAUAGCUGGCAUGAGAUAUGAGGAUGCUAAGUUAGCAAAGAAAUGUGGGUCUGACUUGCUGUGUUGUGAAGAUGGUGAAUUGUCAGUUGAGUUUUAUAGUUGUAGAAGUAAUGGAGGUGGUUUGGAUGUUUCUUGGAUGAAAUCGUUCAAGAUGGUUAUUUUCCGUUGCGAUAAUGGGGAGGUUUAUGGGAGAUUCAUUGGUGGAUCAGUGCUGGCUCAAAUCACAAAAACCUUUAGUCCAUUGUAUUUUAAGGUCGUGGAGCAGAAGGAAGUAAUGUCUACAGAGCAGCCCUGUGAUUUAGCAUAUGAAUUUGGAGAUGGGCACUUGGAUCUCUGUAAUUAUCCACGACGCUUUCCAAUACCAGAAAAACACCCGUACCCUUUCGAUGAUCAGGUUGUCAUAUAUAUUCGUCAUGUUGGACCUGGGGUGCUAGUGGGGCAAGCAUGGCAAGAAGGGAAGGAAUUACAGCAAGUUCCUCAGAAGUUAUGUGAUGAGAUUUUGAUGGUUAACGAUUAUGCACCACCCAGAGAAUAUCCAUAAAAAUUGUGUUUAUUUCCUUAACUUAGUUGAUCAAGAGCAGCUGAUCAGAUCUUGAGCCCUCAAGUAGAAUAACUAGAAACAAUCCAUGACAAGCUUUUGAAAUGGUCAUGGAAGAAGAAAAGAAGUGUAGUUUCUGUAAUGCUCGUCUAGUUCUGUUACAGAAUCUUGAAGCUGGCUUCUGUCAUCUAUGAAUUGUAAUAUCAAAGGGAGAAAGAGGAGUUUUAUGUGUA